This is a messenger RNA of Leguminivora glycinivorella, 758 nucleotides long. It is a transcript of the gene vg, whose product is annotated as protein vestigial. The record is from RefSeq and is a predicted model, not a curated record. The coding region runs from base 202 to 747 and encodes 181 amino acids. Gene Ontology annotation, cellular component: nucleus. Gene Ontology annotation, biological process: regulation of transcription by RNA polymerase II. The transcript is spliced from 5 exons. Lineage: Eukaryota; Metazoa; Arthropoda; Insecta; Lepidoptera; Tortricidae.
GCCGCAGCGGCCGACGUGUCGUGUGUCCCGCGAGUGUGGUGUGUGCGCGCUGUGGAUCUGGUGUUGGAAUACAGUGAGAACGUAGUGUUUUGAAUUGUUGGUGCUAUGCUCAAGUGUGUUUGAAAGGAUAAUUGUGCAUUUGGAUAUAAAUAUAGGCCCGGGCCGGCGGCGGCGCCGCGCGCGGCGCGGCAUGGGGCGGGCAUGGCGGUGACGUGCCCCGACCUCAUGUACGGCGCCUACUACCCCUACCUGUACGGCCGCGGCCGCUCCUUCCACCACGCGCCGCACUUCCAGUAUGACCGGUUUAACGUGCAGACGGGCAACGGCGGCGAGGGCUACGGCGCGGCGGCCGGCGUCAGCAGCGGCUCGGCGUCGUCCGGCGCGCAGUCCCCCGGCUCCCCUCCCCACGCGGCGCACCUGCGCGCCAAGGAGGAGCUGGCGGCGCCCGGCCGCGCCAGCGCCGACGGUGGCGGGUCAUCAGAGUCGGAGGGCGAGUGCGCCGCGCACGGGCGCGCGCGUGCGCAGUACGUCAGCGCCAACUGCGUGGUGUUCACGCACUACUCGGGAGAUGUCGCGGCCGUCGUGGACGAGCACUUCGCCAAGGCCCUCGCGACAGACAAGCCUAAAGAGAGUGUCCCGAUGGUGUCCCGCAACCUGCCGGCGUCGUUCUUCAACGCGGCGGCCGGCGCGGCCUGCGGGGUCGACCUCUACGACUACGACCCCUGGCACCAACAUUACUCAGGGUGAGUGUCCCGCGG